ACGCAAAGGAGUUCCUUCAGCAAAGAGAGCCAUGCUUGAAUGUCCCAUUUGCCUUGGCAAUGUGGAAGAUCCGUGCACGGCGCCAUGCAAGCACGUCUACUGUCGUCAUUGCAUCCUGCAAGUGCUGCUGAGCAGCCCACCUGAAUGGGCUGGAAGCUGUCCACUUUGCCGCACACACAUCAGUGUAUACAACUUGCAGAAGGAUGGGAAGCUCCUGAUGGAACCUGAAGUGCAGUCACUUUGGGGUUGCAUUUUUGUGCAGAGUGGCAAAAUAGGCCUUGCCAGCUAUCACUUCGACUCACUAGAGGAUUGUUAUAUCUCGUAUGCUGCAGCACCAUCCAGCUGGCGGCUAGAUGAUGGCAAUCCACCUCCUGAAAGAAAGUCCUGGACGGAGGUGAGCUACGACGAGGAGACACGGACCUUUCGAGGACUCAUCGAAUGGGAUCCUGCCUUUCACGGCACUCACAAGUGGGUCUACCGGAUUGAGUUUUCGGAAGACUUCGCAGGAAUUAUAGGUGGAGAGAUCAUCUCCCAUUCUCAAGAAGGAACACAGAUCAAGCCGUUUUUGGCUCCCUGGAUCUUUGAUUGGGAGAGACAUCUCUCAUAUCUUCGAUGGAUGCCACCACCAUCAACCAUUUUUGGCUCAGUCUAUGUGCAAGGAGUCGCCUAUGCCUCUGUGCUUGAGGGGGUUGCGAGCUAUCACUUUGAGAGUCCUGAGGAUUGCUACAUUUCCUAUGCGAAUGCUCCAGAGACCUGGCGUUUGGAUGAUGGCUCCUUCCCCCCGAGGCAAAAGCCCUUCGAGCUGGUCUCCUAUGACGAAGCCUCGCGGACCUUCAAAGGCACGGUCCGUUGGCGGGAAGGGUUUGACGGUGCGACACGCUGGGACUAUACCAUCGUCUUCUCGGAGGACCUGGGCCACAUCUCUGGAGGCAAGGUACAGCCUUAUGGCUCACUGGGUUUUCCACAGCCGCCCCAACACUAUGGUGAUCCGACUUUGCAACUCCCUACGCCCACUUCGAUGUACUAUGUCAGGAAGCCAUCAGCCCUGGCUGCAACGGAUCGAUUGCGCAGUCACUUUCUCAACUCUUUGCCAUCUCAACAGAACGCCCCAUUUCCCGAAAGGCCGGAAUUCACAUCUGCGAGCGAUGCAGAUUCUCUUAGGAGCAAUGCAGCAGAUCCUGUAGCACAAGCUCAGGAAACCCAACGGGGGUGUGCAAUACAGUGAGUCCCUUUGCUGCCACAUGAACAGCCCAUUCUUUUGUGACAUCAAGUCAUCAGGGCUCGCUCCAGUACGCAAGUCUUUGGCUUAAACAGCCCCGUAUCCCAACAUUGCGUAUGCCAGCUUCUGUGGGAUGCGCCGUUGGGUGUACAAAGUGUCGCAUGGUGAGAUGACCAUGUACUUUUCUUUCCUGUGCCCUGCACAGCCUCGUCAGA
This is a messenger RNA of Durusdinium trenchii, 1434 nucleotides long. The record is from the annotation of a GenBank genome assembly. NCBI's taxonomy places the organism in Eukaryota, Dinophyceae, Suessiales, Symbiodiniaceae.